This is a messenger RNA of Hibiscus syriacus, 1095 nucleotides long. RefSeq names its product type IV inositol polyphosphate 5-phosphatase 11-like. Gene Ontology annotation, molecular function: phosphatidylinositol-3,4,5-trisphosphate 5-phosphatase activity; phosphatidylinositol-3,5-bisphosphate 5-phosphatase activity. Bases 4 to 669 code for a protein of 221 amino acids. NCBI's taxonomy places the organism in Eukaryota, Viridiplantae, Streptophyta, Magnoliopsida, Malvales, Malvaceae. Gene Ontology annotation, cellular component: plasma membrane. The transcript is spliced from 5 exons. The record is from RefSeq and is a predicted model, not a curated record. Gene Ontology annotation, biological process: response to auxin; response to jasmonic acid; response to salt stress.
AUCAUGCAGUCUCUGCAACUAUACGUGUUCGGACCAAAGAAUUCAGACUUGUUCUUAAAAGAUCUCAAGGUGGAUAAACAUUCUGUUGGAGGCUUUGGAGGAAUGAUGAGCAGAAAGAAAGGAGCCGUCGCAAUCCGUAUCAGUUACAAAGGAUUCAGAAUGGUGUUCAUCACUUGCCAUCUCUCAGCUCAUGCUGGAAAUGUAGAAGAGAGAAAUGCACAGUGCAGGCACAUAUCUCAGUCUCUCUUCUCAAAGUAUUGGAACCCUUACGCCAGGCCCGCACAAAUCACCAUAUGGUUAGGCGACCUCAAUUACAGGCUACAAGGCAUCCACACACAUCCAGCCAGAAACUUAAUACAAAGAAACCUUCACAGACUCCUUACAAGCAAAGAUCAACUCCAUCAGGAAGCCGAAAGAGGGCAGAUUUUCAAUGGAUAUUGUGAGGGAACACUCACAUUCAAACCAACGUAUAAAUAUAAUCUAGGAAGUAGCAAUUACGAUACAAGUUACAAGGUUCGAGUUCCGUCAUGGACCGAUCGGAUCUUAUUCAAGAUCGGAGAUCCUGGCAAAAUCACUGCAAGUUUGCACUGUUACGAAUCAGUUGAUGUCAUUUAUAGUUCUGACCAUAAGCCUGCGAGAGCCCACAUUUGCUUCAAAGUUAGCAAAUAGCAACCUCAUCCCACAAUGAGUUCCAUAGUGGAUAUGCAAUUUCUCUGCAGAUAUGUGCUGUCAUGUCAGCACUUAUUUCUCGGCUAAGCCAGGUGACUCGCCGCCCAUAAUCCACAAUCCAAGAACGGUCAAUGAAUAUGAUGAAGACUUCAAUAUUUUUAUGCAACGCGGUUACAGAGAGCACGAUGGGAAAAUUAGAGUUGGCUAACCGAAACUUUGAUUCACAUUAGAGAAAUGGUCAACUACAGGGGUAGAUUUCUAGAAGGCAGAUUGAACUUGAUUAUAUUCCAUUUCAGCAUAUUAAAAGGACAAAAAAGUGUGGAUAGCUUAGAUCAUUCCACCUGCCCUUUUUCAUGUGGAGCCAUGGCUUGGACAUUUCACAUUGUCUUACAUGUAAACAUCAAACCAAACCUAAAAAAAUAACAC